AUGGAUCACAACCACGGAGGCGAUUCGGGCAUGGCCGAAUGCAAGAUCUCGAUGCUCUGGAACUGGUACACUAUCGAUGCCUGCUUCCUCAGCUCGUCGUGGCACAUCACGACGCACGGCGCCUUCGCGGCCACGUGCAUCGGCGUCAUGCUCAUGGUAGUCGUGCUCGAAGGGCUGCGGCGGCUGGGCAAGGAGUACGACGAGCACAUCCAGCGGGACUUUCAGGCGCGCAUGAGCCUCAUCGUUAAUAACGGUGGCCAGCAGCAAGCUUGCCCAGCUGCACCCGAGUCGGGAGUCGCACCACAAAUCGUCACGUUCCGCGCUUCGCCGCUGCAGCAGUUUGUGCGCUCCCUCAUUCACGCGGCCACAUUCGGCCUGGCCUACCUGGUUAUGCUGCUCGCCAUGUACUACAAUGGGUACAUUAUUAUUUGUAUCCUGCUCGGGGCGCUGCUGGGCAAGUUUCUGUGUGAUUGGAUGACCAGAACGGUGGUGAUUGGCGGCGGGCCUGACCCGGUAGGGACUAAUAAGGGGGUGAAUAAUGGUGCCGCGGGGAUUGAGGAGCCGACGGUAUGCUGCGGGUGA
Molecule: messenger RNA, 582 nt
Organism: Canariomyces notabilis
Lineage: Eukaryota; Fungi; Ascomycota; Sordariomycetes; Sordariales; Chaetomiaceae
Product: Ctr-domain-containing protein
Exons: 2
Coding region: 1-582 (193 amino acids)
Biological process (GO): copper ion transmembrane transport
Cellular component (GO): plasma membrane
Molecular function (GO): copper ion transmembrane transporter activity
Source: RefSeq, a predicted model, not a curated record